UGUCAAAAAUAUAAACAAAUUUCUCAGAAAUCAAUCAUUUGUGUUCCUCGGUUUGUGCUAAUUUUUUACUGAAUUGCCUGAGAUAUUUGUACAAUUUUGUGCUAAACAGCUUACGUGAGGUGUUGAUUCUUCGAUACUUGUUUGGGAUGUCCGAUCCUGAGGAAUCGCUCGAAGAAAAACUACGAAAAUUUCGACUUGGUCGCGAGUCGACCAAUCAUCAAACAGUGAGUUCAGAAGAGCAGACCAAUCAGGGUGACAUGAGCAACCGCCAGGGCAUUGGGGGUGGUCCACACGGAACCAGACAUCCACCUCAUCUGAAGGGUCGUGAUAUUGGCAAAUUUUAUGCAAAUUUGCGCCGUGUACGGGACACCAAAAGGGAUCAGGAUGGUUCCAAUGUGGCAGGUUAUUCCCAAUCCGCGCAGAGACGUCAGCGUCAGAAAAAUCGCGAGAAAAUGGCCUAUGAAAAUGGUGAAGGGGGUCGCGAUGCCAAUCGGUUUAAAGCGGCUGGAGAUUUCAGGGAGGAUGAGGCUGUUCUGGGAGGCGAUGGAGGAAGACCACCACCUGGGCUCCAGGGACGAGAACUGGGACUGUACUAUCGAGACAGAAUGACCAAGAAAAGGAAGGAAAUGGAAAAGCGAAAAGUGGUGGAUAUAACUAUUCCGCGAUGGCAAAUUCAGGAGAUCAGGGAACAAUUGAACCUGAAUGGCGAUAGAGAAAAUGUUGAUUUUUUCAAGCAUUUCGUUCAAAGUGACGAAAUUAAUUCGGUGUUCAAGAACGAGUAUUUGAGGGUGAUAAAAACAAGUUUGCACCAAAUUUUGCUGGAGGAAUCUAGGAAAGUAGCUAAAACCCCUGAUCAAGAGCAAAUUGAUCACAGAGAGAAGCUGAAUGAACAGUUGUAUCAAGAUUUUUUACAAAAAAGAGUUCUUAGCGAAAUAAGAGCGGCGCGUGAGAGAUUACCGGCAUAUAAGCACCGACAUGGCAUUCUGGGAAUGAUUGAUACAAAUCAAGUGAUUCUGAUUAAGGGAGAAACGGGAAGUGGAAAGACAACUCAGGUUCCCCAAUUUAUAUUGGACCGAGCCUUGUUCGGAAAGAAUGGAUCGACAUGUCGAAUAAUAUGUACCCAGCCCCGGAGAAUUUCCGCUAUUACGCUGGCGGAGAGAGUUGCUGUGGAAAGAGGCGAACGACUUGGUCAAUCUGUUGGUUACCAGAUUCGGCUGGAUGCAAAGAGACCCCGACCUGAAGGUGGUUCCAUAAUGUUUUGCACGACAGGAAUUGUGCUUACGAUUAUGCAAAAAGAUCCGUAUCUGAGAGAUUAUUCCCAUUUAAUUCUCGAUGAAAUCCACGAGAGAGACGUUUUAACGGAUCUGCUUCUAGGUAUCGUAAAAAUGAUACUUAAGUUCAGGAAGGAUUUGAAGGUGAUUCUUAUGAGUGCAACCUUGACAGCGGAUACAUUUUCCAAAUACUUCGAUGGCUGCCCAAUUGCAGAAAUUGAAGGUAUCAUGUUUCCGGUUCAAGAAUUUUACCUAGAGGAUAUUAUCGCGAAUUUAAACUACUACAAAUUCGGCGACGUUAAUAAAAGAACGCCACGAAACCGGAAAUUCUAUGAAUUUGACAGUAUGAUCAGGCCUUACGUUGAAUCUAUCAGAGGACGUUAUCCAGUUCCAGUUUUGCGAGCUAUUUCCAAUCCUGAAAGUGAAUCGUCGCAAAAUGAUCUAAUAGUGCAUCUCAUCGUUACAAUAACAUGUUCCAAACCCGAAGGAGCGAUUCUUGUGUUUGCACCGAGUUUAGCUCAAAUUUCCGAACUGCAUAAGUUACUCUCGAACCACUCUGAACUGAGGAAACAUCCAACUUUAAUAUACGCGCUGCAUUCUAAAGUUCCCCAACUCGACCAGAAGGCUGUCUUCGAGCGUCCCGCGUAUGGGACAAGGAAAAUCAUUUUAUCUACAAAUAUUGCAGAGACAUCCAUUACCAUCAACGAUGUUGUAUAUGUGAUCAACACUGGGAAGCACAAAAUUAACAUGCAUAAUAAUGGGAUCUCGUCCUUGUGUGAUCAGUGGACAUCGAUUUCCAACGAGAUACAACGGAAAGGUCGCGCAGGUCGUGUCCAGCCGGGUGCCUGCUUUCAUUUGUACACUCGAGGUCGAAGAAAGACCCUGUUGCAAAAUACACCACCCGAAAUUCUACGCGUUUCGUUGGAAGAAGUCAUCCUCAAUAUUAAAAUUCUUUGUCUUGGGGAAGUUACCAGCUUUUUGGGAACUCUUCUAGAUCGGCCCACCGAUGCCGUAAUUCGCGAGUCACUUGAGCUGUUGAACCGUCUGAACGCGAUAGACGACGACCAGACGCUUACACCGCUGGGAUACCACCUCGCUCGUUUGCCCAUGGAUCCGCACACCGGUAAAAUGGUCCUUCUAUCCGGUAUCUUCAGCUGCACCGACCCAAUCACAUCGAUUGCCGCCAGUUUGUCGUUCAAGGAUGCCUUUUACAAACCCUUCAACAAGGAACGGCAAGUGCAUGCGGUGCGCCUCCGGUUCGCCGAGGAUAGCCACAGCGAUCAUCUGAUGCUGGCAAAUGUGAUUGACCAGUGGAAGUCGGUUCCGUCGCGUGAGGUGCACACAUUUGCGAAUCGAAACUUCCUAAAUCUUACCAUUCUGAACCAGCUGUACAGCAUGAAGCGCCAGUUUUGUGAGUACCUGCACACCGCCAAUUUACUCCAGGAAGCGCAAGCUAACGCGAGCUGCAAUAAUGAGAACUCCGACAACAGGAAGCUGCUAACGGCCAUCAUUGGGGCGGGGCUGUAUCCGAACGUGGCGUUUGUUCGGAAGGUUAUCCGAAAACGGACCAGCGCCGACGGACGAGUCAUUCUGCAUAUCGAAGGUCAGGGAAGAGCCACCAUGCAUCCAUGCUCGGUGAACAGUAAGCUGAGUGAUUACGAGUCGAACUUUGUCGUGUAUUACGAGAAAAAGGAAUUAUCGGCGCUGACCAUCUUCGAUACCACGGUGGUGAAUCCGUUUCCGUUGUUCUUCUUCGGGGACAACCACGUCACGACGGAAGGGGCGUUUGAGUAUAUCUCGAUUGCGGGCCAUGACUGCCUCAAGUGCAACAAGGAAACCUACCAAUUGAUUCAGGAUUUAAGGGGAGGAUUUAAUCUGUUCCUGCAGAAGAAGAUUUGCGAACCCACGCCUGUCGAUUGGUCGUCGGAAGAGGGAACGCUUUUACGUGCCAUCAUCAAGCUGAUAACAAUUGAUGGAAAGUAUGAGGACGAUUUCGAUGAUGACGACCUACCGAUGGAGUGCAGCGGUAAUCCUGAAGAGAUUCCUCUGGAUGAUUAUGAUCAGUAUGAUUACUUCGACAAUGAUGAACUACCACCGGCGGCAUCAACAAGUGGCACAAGCAACUGUUGAUAGAUUGAAUAAUCGAUUAGUGUGUUAACAAUGGCUGGUGUGAAUCAAGCAAAAAGCAUGUGAUUUCAUUAUUUAAUACGUGUUGUUGGAAAAUGGCUCAGACUCAGGUAAAUCUCAAUCAAACAAUAGGGCCGAAUAGAAAGUUUUUCCAGCAUAUUAAGUAACUGUCUAUACUAAAUUAUACUUGGUUUAAAACUUCCACAGAAAUCGAUGACUUAGACGUAUUUGAUAUUGAAGGUAAUAUUUAGUAAGUACGUGGAAUAAUAAUGGAAUGUUUUACAACGACAUUUUGAUUGUUUUGUAUUUUGUAAUCAAACUAACCUAAUUGCAAAUUUUUACUGUAUCUUUGGCUUGUGCCCAUUUUUGCUAUUAUGUUGAAGCAUGGUGUUCAGAAUUGGAGUAAAAAAUUAAGAAUCAACCAAAGGUUACGCAUCUACUCCUAUACAGUGUCGAUAUUGAAGCGAGCAAUAAAUCAUCCUUUUUUGUUACACUUUAAACCGGGCGAAAUAGUUAUUUUCCGUACACAUGGUACAUAACUCAGGUAAAUUUUAGGCAAACAACACAGAAAAUAUAUCCAUCCGUUUGAAGGAAUUGAAUCAAUGUCUAUCACAAAUUAUACUAUGUGUAAUGGUUCGAACGUAGCGUAACAAAUAGGGAUUGCAGAUUGAGUUAACUUGUCCAAUUGAAAACAAAACGUAAUGCAUUGAAACACUCCGAACCUACAAAAGACGUUUGCGGAUGAUAGAUGAAAUUUAACAAUGAGGUAAGUCGAAUAUCUGCAAUCUAGUAUCGAAGUCAUAACAAUAUUCUAAUUGAAAUGUAAUGAUGUAAACAUAGAUCGCGUGCUAAAGAUGUGUGCUUAUAUCAAUGAGACAGUUAUGGUCACAGUUCUGACCUUUCUGGCUAUAAAGUCUCAAAAACAUAGAUUAUGUGUGCACAAGUAUUUGUAUAAUUAAGCUAGUGAAAUAAAAUUUAUUGUC
Toxorhynchites rutilus septentrionalis is the source of this 4381-nucleotide messenger RNA. It is a transcript of the gene Rhau, whose product is annotated as ATP-dependent DNA/RNA helicase DHX36. Bases 147 to 3401 code for a protein of 1084 amino acids. Gene Ontology annotation, molecular function: ATP binding; DNA helicase activity; G-quadruplex RNA binding. The record is from RefSeq and is a predicted model, not a curated record. Lineage: Eukaryota; Metazoa; Arthropoda; Insecta; Diptera; Culicidae. The transcript is spliced from 5 exons. Gene Ontology annotation, cellular component: nucleus; cytoplasm; intracellular anatomical structure.